Messenger RNA from Owenia fusiformis, 5860 nucleotides. The record is from the annotation of a GenBank genome assembly. NCBI's taxonomy places the organism in Eukaryota, Metazoa, Annelida, Polychaeta, Sabellida, Oweniidae.
CAAUAUUCAAUGGUAAAGGUGCCUGUCUGUUGAUUGAUGUUUUUGAACUUUUUAAAACAAAGUAUUUUGAGUUGUUUAAUGAAACCUGUCCUUUUUCUUCAAAGUGGCUUCUUAUACAGCUAUCAUCAACAUUUGGGAAGCAUUUAAAAGUGUUCACUAGUCAUUCCAAGAAACAUAGUCUUAUGCUUUUCUAUGAAACUAUUUCAAAAGAAGCUCAUCAUAUAGCUUUAUAUAAGCUGAGAAAGGCUGCACAAGAAGAAGAAAGAAGAAAGGAAACACUGGCAGUUGAAUCUGAGCCUCCAAAUGUAGAACCUGAUGUAUUUUCAAAUAACUCAGUCAGUAUUAUCAAUGGACACUUUCAUCAAAAUUCUAAACAAAUUGUUGACUAUUAUAAACAUCAUCCAAUGGAAGUCAAGAAUUUUACAUUUGAUUCUCUUUUGAAACAUAUCUCGCCAAAAGUAUGGAACUAUUUUCUCAUAUUAACCUCAACCCAAGAAGAAAAACGUGCGAUGCUACAAGAUCCUACAUUUUCACCUUUACAUCACUACAAAUUACCAAAGCGCUCAUUCAAAAGACUCUCUGUUCUCCAGUCACUUUUGAGUCUGGUAAAUGAUGAAUGUACAUACCCCAUGCAUAUAGCUGUAGCUGAAUACAUCAAAAGAUGUAGUGGGUCAGUGCAGCUGGUUACUGCUUGCAACAGGCUAGGGUUUUGUGCAUCUGAAGACAGCAGGUUGAGGUUUGAGACUAGGGUGAAGAAGGAGGAGCAAUCUAAAACUGUUAGUGAAAAGCUAGAUUUAAAGACAUUUACUGUUGUAACUGCUGACAAUAUUGAUGUCCAAACUCCUCAUGCGAUGGUGACAGGAAAUGACAGGAGUUGGCAUGGGACAAGUGUAAUGGCUAUUCAACCAAGGCCAAGUAAACAGUGUACAAUAGAGCAAAAUACAAGGGAAAUGGGUUACUCUGUGGAAACCAGUUUGAGUAAUGAUAUCCCAGAGCCCCAACCUUUGCUAAAUACUGCAGUACCAGUAACUUUAAAGAAAUUUCCUGUUUAUGGAGAUGGCCGCUGUCUUUUCCGUGGUGUUUCUUGUAUAUUGAACAAAGAUUUACAAAAUGCUGUGAGGAAUCAACAUGGAAUGUGUGUAAAUCAACAAAUGGAAAUGUAUGAGAGAAAUGCAGCAGAUAAUUUGAGGUCAAGAGUCGUCCAGGAAAUCAACUCUCAGAUGGACACUCUUAGAGAACUUGAUGAUGGUACUAAAGCGGUUCUUCUGGACAACUUCUCAAGUUUUGGUGAAAGGGUAACCAAUGUCACGCAACCAGCUGCCUAUGCAGGAAUGCUUGAAAUUAUUACUUUAGCAUACCUUCUGAAGACUCCAAUUCAUAUGUAUCGAGAAGAAAAUGGGAAUUACAAAUUGCAUUCCAAAUUACCACCGUGCUUUACUGAAAAGCCAAUAACACUCCUAUAUCGCCCAGAUGAACCAGGACAACCCGGACACUACGAUGCUUUGUUGAACAACAAUUUCAAAAGUCUAAGUGUUCCUUUGAAUGAUGCUAAUGACUUAGAUGCUUCAUUUCAGGCAUGGAGGAGUUUGACUAAACACAACAACAACAUUCAUUAUGCUGAUACAUUUAACUUUGAUUUGGCAGCUGAGACUGACAAUGUGAUCCCUUCAACACCUAUUGUUGCAGGUGCACCACCAGCAGAUACUAUAUCUCAAACCACACCACAUGUUUCAAAAAACAAUACUUCUCUUGAAACUGCGGAGACCAGUAGAGUCUUAUUCCCAGAAUCAAGAAGUCAUGUAGAAACAGUCAGCAAGCCACGGCAGAGGGGUAAUACAAAACAGCCAGUUUACUCUUCUCUUUUACCAACCAGUAAUGUUGAAAAGAGAACACUCGAUCCUCGAAUACUGGAACAGACAGACUGUUUGGAAAAGUUCCAUUCCCAUGGUAAUGAGUUGGUCCAGUUGGAAAAGUUGAAGACUGCAUGUUUCACCUACAUAUUUGAAAGAGACUGCCAAUUGAGAUUGAUCCAAGAAAAGUGCCUUCCAGGACUCCGUUGCAAGCUAGCUUUAGAAACGCAGCCAUCCACCGAUAAAUCAAAAAUCAUAUACCUCGAUAUACUUGAUCUUCCUGCUGAUAGAAGAGAGACUCUUAAGAUUGUUCUUGCCAAGCUGUUUGAUGAUUUCAAGAUAUCAACAGAGCUUAGUCAUCUUGUUGUUGUGGGAGAUGCAAAAACAUAUGACUAUAUCUUGAAAUUACGUCAGGACUAUGGUGAUAUUCUUGACUGGGUUAUUCCUUGGAUGGGAGACUGGCACAUCUUGAAAAAUUUCCAACCUAUACUUAUGAAGAUAUAUUGGGAUGCUGGAUGGAAGGAGAUUGCCCAGAAAACUCACAAGGGAUCAACCUUAACUUCGCUUGCAAACGCAAAACAUUUUAAGAGAACACACUAUUUUAUCCUCCAAUCAUGGGAAGCAAUAUACUCCUACCAACUCAGGUCAUUCAAGCAACAUUUAGGCCUUGAGCAAAAAGAAGAUCUAGUGAGCCUUGAAAAUAGUGUUGCAAGUUUAUUACAGGACUUGGCAGCCAAGAAUGAUGAUUUUGAAGAAUCUUUCGUUACAAGACAAGGUUUACUGAGAAAUGACUUAGACAAGUUUGGAGAUGCCUUUGAGGAUUUUUGUUCAGAAAUGUCGGACAAAUUUGAAACGUUUCGUAUGUGGAACAAAUUUCUGAAAGAAGACGCGAUGGCAUAUAUAAGUCUCUAUCUAGCAAUUCGUGAGCGGAACUGGGAUUUAAGAAACGCAGCUAUUAAAUCGAUGGCACCUCUCUUUACUGCAUUUGAUGCACACAACUAUUCUAGACUUUUGCCUCAACAUAUAUCGCAUAUUCUUACCCUACCAAAUGAUGUUUCGGAACAGUUUCAAAGUGGGGCCUUUGCAGUAAGUUUAAAAGGAACCAAUUAUGCCAGCGUUGGGCUAGAUGAAGCCCAUGAGAUGACCAUUAACAAAGAAGUUAAGGAGGUCUUGUUUAGGAUUAAUCCACACACUAUUGGAGCCAUUACAGAUUAUAUAACAACUAGUGCAGAUAUAGUGCAGAAUCUUAAUGUAAAUCUCCAAAGGAAGUCCCCUAUAACAGCUGACUCAGUGGAAACCAUAUUAGAAAGUGAACAAUACCCUGAGUCAGGAAGAGUGAAUUUUAAGGAGAGUAGUCCUAAAUUUAUUGAAAAGGAAUGUGCCAAUGUAAAACAGUAUUUGGAAAAGUUCAGCGAGUCAUCAGCAUUUUCUGUUUCCCAGUCAAAAGAUUUGCACCAUGCAUUCACUGGAGCAGAAGCAAAUGAACUCCAGAAAGAUGGGUUGCUUAAUUAUACUACCAUUGGAACGGAAGAUUAUUCAACCUAUGUUGAGACCCGCAUACUGAAACGACCAAGCACUAUUCCCCCCAGAAAAAAACAUAAACUCCACACAUUCACUGCAAGACGGAUCACCAAAACAAAACUCAAGCAGGAAGAAAAGGAACGAAAAUUUGUGACAUCACUAUAUAAAAGAACCAUAGCAAUGUCUGUAUCGGAAGAUCUUCCUGUUCAAGAUUUAUUUCAAUUUCUUGAAACACCACGGGCCAUCUGUACAGUUGAAGGGCUGCCUUACAAAGGCAAUAAGAGCUCAACAGUUGAGUAUUUCACCAAGAGAUACAAUAAUGUCGAUUCUCCUGUAACCAAUGACAUCCUUCCCAUAUCAACAAACAUUUCAGCGGCAAUAAUUGAAGGGAUGAACAUUAUUUACAUCUCCCCCAUUGGUUGUCACAAAUUUCUCAAAGACUAUGCCUCUUUUCUGAUGUAUCGCUUUGUUGAUCAUUAUUUUAGGCAGGGUUAUUCUGAUGUCAGAAUCAUAUUUGAUCAACAAGGAACACAAGGCUUAUCUCCAAAGAUGGUUGAGAGGGAGAGAAGAGGAACGGUUGAAGAAAAUGAUGCUGAUAUAUCCAUAUCUGGUGAUACAGCUGUUCCAAGAGGGGAAAAGUGGAUAAAGUUCAUCCAAAAUAAAACCAACCGGGAACAAGUUAUGAGUUUUCUCAGUUACUACUUUCUUAACAAUGUUUCCAAAAUUCUUAGAAAUCACAAUCAGAUAUUUAUAACUGGGGGUGGAUUUCAAGGGGAACAUUUUGGCAAAACGAUGGUAGUCAGAAAAGAGUGUAUAACUGAGUAUCACCUGCAGACUUCAACCGAAGAAACUGACCUCAGUCUUUGGCUCCAUGUUAAAGACACUCAAGAAUCAAACAUUCUUGUAAUCUCCAAAGAUACAGAUAUCGGACUUAUUGGACUCCCUCUUGAAAUUCACGACAAAAAUGUGUACAUUCAGUACAAAAGUGGGGCUGAACAGCGGUAUCUCGAAUUGAAUGCAUUGAAAAAUGCAAUUUCUAGAGAUCCUGACCUGGGCACCAUUAUUUCAUCAGGUGUGAAUGUUUUCAAGGUCAUUCAAAUGGUCUAUAUUGCAUCAGGGUGUGAUUUUGUGUCUUACUUUGCAGGUCAUGGAAAAACCUCUUUUUUCAAGACAUUUUUUAAACAUGCAGAGUUUGUUACAAGUGGCAGAUUUGACAAAUGUCCUGGAACACUUGACAACAGCUGUUCGGAGAAACAAAAUGAAGGACUUUUGGCUUUCUUCCGCCUUAUCGGAUGCUUGUAUUUCCACUCAAAUAGGGCGUGUUUAAAUAGCUAUGACAGUCCAGAAGCAGUUUUCAAGGCCUGCUAUAAGGAUGGUAUGAACAUAAAAUACCAGCAUUCCAAGUUUCUCAACACCAUCCGGAAAGCAUCUUGGAAAGGUGUUUACGAAGAUCAGUUGCUGCCUUCGGAUGAUGCACUCCGUUUUCACUGGCUGAGGUCAUGCUGGCUAGCCCAGGUGUGGUCUAAAGCCCUUACUCCCUUCUUUCUGUUCCCCAGCAUUGAAGAUUAUGGCUACAUAGUUCAAGAGGGUAAAGUUUCAUACAAGUGGGAUAGCCCUGCAAAUAUAGACAAAAUCAAGACUAAUGUAGCAUAUUUGACCAGAGGGUGUGGAUGCAAAAGUGGGUGCAAAACCUCAGUAUGCAAGUGCUACAAACAACAUGCAAAAGGUGGAAGGGGUUCUUGUGGUCCUGGAUGCAUAUGUAGAAAUUGCACUAACCCUUAUGGACGGGCCAAAAAAUUAGUUGUUGACUCUGAUUCUGAGAGUGAAUCAGAUAAUGAUCUUCAAGGCAACACAGAUAGUGAAGGGGAGUGAAAGAAAUGUAUUUUUGGAGCAGCACACUGGUAAUUCUGAGGAAACCAUUAUGUGAAAAAUGUCCCAGAAUUCUUCAUAUAAAGUGAUCUUCAAUACAACCCAAGUGGCAAUAUAGUCUCACAUUAGGUGACAUAGUGUAACAUGUAUUUUUGGAGGAGCAUAUAGAUAAUUCUGAGGAAACCAUUAUGUGAAAAAUGUCCCAGAAUUCUUCUUACUAGUGAUCUUCAAUACAAAUCAAGUUACAAUAUAGUGUCACAUUAGAUGGCAUAGUGUAAAAUGAAUUUUGGAGGAGUAUAUAGAUAAUUCUGAGGAAACCAUUAUGUGAAAAAUAUCUCAGAAUUUCUUUAUAAGUGAUCCUUAAGAUGACUCAUGGUGCUGUCAAGUCUAGUAUUGUCUCUUAUUAUGCACCUCAUUAAAAUACUCAAAUCUGAUUGUUCAAGAGCUGCAGGGUCUAUUGCCAUACGUGGCAGCAACAUCUCGUUCUAACCAGUAUUGAGGCAACAAGAUCUCGAACCAUCCCGUAUGCCAUAAUACCUAUCCUCGAAAAAAAAUACUAGGCUCGGCUUCUGUUUUAGUAGACCCAUUCUUUAAAAUAAAGUAUUUCUCAAGGGAGGUGC